Molecule: messenger RNA, 633 nt
Organism: Entamoeba histolytica HM-1:IMSS
Lineage: Eukaryota; Evosea; Mastigamoebida; Endamoebidae
Product: ribosomal protein L10, putative
Exons: 1
Coding region: 1-633 (210 amino acids)
Biological process (GO): translation; ribosomal large subunit assembly
Cellular component (GO): cytosolic large ribosomal subunit; ribosome
Molecular function (GO): structural constituent of ribosome
Source: RefSeq, a predicted model, not a curated record
AUGGGAAGAAGACCAGGAAGAUGUUACAGAAUGACUCGUGGGCAUCCAUACCCAAAGUCUAAGUACUGCAGAGGUGUUCCAGAUCCACGUAUCAGACUUUUUGAUAUUGGAAACAGACAAGCCAGCGUUGAUGAAUUCCCAUCCUGCGUCCACAUUGUAGGGUUAGAGCACGAGAACAUCUCUUCAGAGGCUAUGGAGGCAGCUCGUGUAUCUAUCAACAAGACACUCAUGAAGUAUGCUGGUAAAGACACUUAUCACGUCAGAGUUAGAAUCCACCCAUAUCACGUUCUCCGUAUUAAUAAGAUGCUUUCGUGUGCUGGUGCCGAUCGUCUGCAGACUGGUAUGAGAGGAGCUUGGGGUAAGUCUUAUGGUACAUGCGCUCGUGUUAAAGUCAACCAAAUAUUAGUUUCAGGAAGAUGCAAGAAGGCAUGCUUAGAGCCAAUGAUCAAGGCAUUCAGACUUGCAUGCUACAAAUUCCCAGGCAGACAAAAAUUACUUGUCUCAAACAAGUGGGGUUUCACUCCAUACAGACAAGAAGAGUUCCAAAAGCUCAGAGAAGAAGGUAAAAUCAUCCCAGACGGUUCAUACUACAGACUGGUCACCCCAAAGGGCCCAUUGCCAAAGGUUAACUAA